CUUUAAGGUCGGGAACACUUGAAAUAGGAAUGGCUUUUUCUACAGAUCAAAGGACAAUGAUCAUAACACUGUAGCAGCUGGAGCUUUUCAUGAGAAAGAUUUUACAUGAAGACAGCGGCUGGGUUUCUGCUGUUGAUUUGUAAAGUUUCUCCCAAAGGUAGAGAUGCUUCGCUUUGUCGUGUUUGCUCUGUUGCUUGGUGUCUGUGCCAGUGCUGGUAAACAGCAGAAAAAGAAGGAGACGCCGCAGUCCUUGUCGAGAGGAUGGGGGGACGGCAUUCGUUGGGUCAAAAGUUAUAAAGAGGGCCUGUCGGAGAUGGUCAAACGUAAGAAGCCUCUGAUGGUCAUCCAUCAUCAAGACAUCUGCCCGUACAGCCAAGCGCUGAAGAAGGCCUUUGCUGCUGAUAAGUCCAUCCAGAAGAUGGCGGGGAGGGAUUUCAUCAUGCUCAACCUUUUGAAUGAGACUGCGGAUGAGAGAAUAGCCCCCGAUGGACGCUACACUCCCAGAAUCCUCUUUCUUGAUCAAUCCAACACUGUGCGCACUGAGCUCGUGGGAAAGUUCCCCAGCCAUCUCUACACCUACGAGCCGGCUGACAUGACACUCUUGGCUGAAAACAUGAAGAAAGCCCAAAAAAUGAAGAAGGCUGAACUCUAACCAGGUCCAAUGGUUACACCUUCCCCAUCCCGGACCCCUGCUGGGACACCUGCUCAGUGUUCUAAGACGGACGUCUUUACAUCAAUAAAACCAAAAUAAGUGAUUGAAAA
Gasterosteus aculeatus aculeatus (three-spined stickleback) is the source of this 762-nucleotide messenger RNA. Its product is annotated as anterior gradient protein 3. Gene Ontology annotation, cellular component: endoplasmic reticulum. The record is from RefSeq and is a predicted model, not a curated record. Lineage: Eukaryota; Metazoa; Chordata; Actinopteri; Perciformes; Gasterosteidae.